Talaromyces marneffei is the source of this 720-nucleotide messenger RNA. RefSeq lists its product as uncharacterized. Gene Ontology annotation, molecular function: dynein complex binding. Gene Ontology annotation, biological process: mitotic spindle organization. Gene Ontology annotation, cellular component: dynactin complex. The coding region runs from base 1 to 720 and encodes 239 amino acids. The transcript has a single exon. NCBI's taxonomy places the organism in Eukaryota, Fungi, Ascomycota, Eurotiomycetes, Eurotiales, Trichocomaceae. The record is from RefSeq and is a predicted model, not a curated record.
AUGUCAUCAACAUACCUCAAACCACCACCCUCAGCCUCAACCUCCACCCAACGCCAACGCGUCUCCUCAUCCUCCCAUCAACAACCAGGCCCAGCUCCUCCCCCUCGAGCCCCUGUAUCCGUCCACUCGACAACCACUGUCUCUGAAACAGCAACUUUCCACGGCACAUACCCCAUAACAAUCGGCUCGGGCACCGUAAUCCAUCCGCGCGCAAGACUGUACUCGUUCGAAGGACCAAUACAAAUCGGUGAUGGGUGUAUAAUUGGCGAGAAAACUAUAAUCGGGGAUAAUGAGCCAAACAGUAGUGCAUCAACAGAUGGCAGUGGUGGGAUACUUACGCGGAUAUCAUCUUCGGUGGUUAUAGGGCCUCAGGCCACAAUCCGGACGGGGUCAUACAUCCGUUCUGCGGCUGUGGUCGAUUGUCUAGCCAUAAUAAACCGGAACGUCACCAUCGGCUCACAUAGCAAGAUCUGCUCUUCAUGCGAAAUCGCCGAGGGCACCACGGUUGAGGACUGGGUGGUUAUCUGGGCCGCUGGAUCGGGGAUUGGGCAACGAAAACGGAGACGGUUCGUCGGUCCGGCUGCUGAAGAGCAGGGCCAUUCGCAUCGGCCGAAUGCGAAGAGGAUUGAGGAUGCGAGAUUGUUGGUUUUGCACAAGGAGCGGGAGGGGUUGGCGAAGAUGAUCAGUUUGUCUGCUAGUGGGGGGAGUAAGAGGAGGUAG